This is a messenger RNA of Physcomitrium patens, 3597 nucleotides long. RefSeq names its product SWI/SNF complex subunit SWI3C homolog. Gene Ontology annotation, molecular function: protein binding; zinc ion binding. NCBI's taxonomy places the organism in Eukaryota, Viridiplantae, Streptophyta, Bryopsida, Funariales, Funariaceae. The record is from RefSeq and is a predicted model, not a curated record.
UCUCCAUGUGCCCUUCUUCGUGGUCGCGUUCGACACAGACUGCGAGCUCGCUCGCAAGACUGACCUGCCGAGAGCGAGCGAGCGCGAGAGUGCGAGAGAGAGAGAGAGAGAGUUCGAUAAUGCCGACCUCGUGCUUUUCCUGCUUCGUCACAGCUCUGCGAAGCGGGAGGAAGCAGAAGUGUGUGUGUGUCUCGCUAUCUUUAUUUUUAGAACUGUCGGGAUAAAUGACGCCGCGGACCAAGACUUACUGUUGUUACUAAGUUAGCAUCGCCAACGUCGUCAGCCAUUAUUUUCAUGUUGCUCUGAGUAUUAUUAACAAGGAACAACUACGUAGUGCUUAGUCGACUUUAUUUUGUUAUAUUUUUUUAGACGGUUUAAAAUCUCUCUACCCCCCCCCCCCCCCCCCCCCCCCCCCCUCUCUGGUAGUGGAGAUCGUUGAAAGCGCGACUGCGUGUCGUGGAUGUUUGAUCGAACGCCGAGAAUGGGGAAUGUGAGCGGGCUUUUGUUGGAUUGAAGGAGGGAACGACUGAGUUGUUGUUGCGGAAUGGCGGGAGAGUGAGGGUGCAAGGCGAGGGGGUGAGAGAACUUUUUGCCUCGCUGAGGAGUUGAGGGUCGAGGUUUGCGGUUUCCGGCAAUGACGACCAAGCGUCAGCCUGUAAUUUCGGGUGCUUCGCCCGCUGGGUUGAAGAUUAAAUUGAGGUCUGGAGCAGCUGCAGCAACAAAGCCAAGCAAAGGGAAUCAGCUAGAAGAGAGUGGGGAAGAUUUGGGAGCUGAUUCUGGGGAUGAUUCCGGAAUGAACGAAGGAAUUUUGAAAAGGAAGCGGACAUCACCACCUCCAUCACAAAUUUCUAAUAAAAGACCUGCUAUAGAGGAUUCCCCAGUACCCUUGGGGCCCAAUGGGGAGCCUGUGGAGGUGGUACCCGGCAAGAGUGAACGCGUUGCUGGUGAUCUUAAUGUUGUUAAACAGCGCGUGGGACAACCUCAUAGCUCAGUUGGAGCUAUAUUACAAGCAGAACAAUCUGUGCAGCUGGGUGGUGAUAGAGAUUAUGAGGAAGCAAAGAAGAAUAAUCCUAAUUUAGAAAACAUAUCGCAUGGACAGCUACUAGUAAAUUCUGUUGCACCUGCUGAUCAAUCUGGAGCUUUUCUUUUAGGAAGAAAAGCAGGCGCAGACCCAGCAGGAUUUGGUCAACAACCACAUUUAAUGCCUAUUGGCUUGCAGUUGUCAUCGGGUAUUCCAGGUUCCAGAACGAAUGGUGGCACCACAGAGCAACAUAUUAUUCCUAGCCAUGCGGGUUGGUUUUCAUGGACUGAAAUACAAACUUUGGAGAAAAGAGGUUUGCCUGAGUUUUUUAACGGUAAAACGCCUGGCAAGACUCCAAAGCUCUACAUGGAUUACCGUAAUGCAAUCGUGAAGAAGUAUCGGGAGAAUCUUAAAAAGAUGAUCACUGUUGCCGAUGUUCAAGAGCUGCUCGUUGGUUUGGACGAAAAAACCAUAUCUCGAAUUCUAGAUUUUCUCGAUCACUGGGGUCUUAUCAAUUAUCAGGUCCCUGCUGAAUUACGGCCACUAUGGCAAGGUCCUGUCCUUGCUCUAGAACCUGAUGAAGCAGGCAUUUUGCGUGCAUUGCCUCGAAAGGGUUCUAGUUUGUACGAGUUUGAUAGCAUACGAGCUCCUGGUAUCAAGCAAGGCCUUGUAAAUCCACAAUCAGCAGAUUUUGCCAUUGCAGAAAUGCUGGCUCUCCCAGAAGGACCGGAAGUGGAGUAUCACUGCAAUUCUUGUGCUGCUGAUUGUAGCAAACAGCGUUAUCAUUGUCAGAAACAAGCAGAUUUUGAUGUGUGCUCUGAUUGUUACAACGAUGGAAAAUUUGGGCCCGAUAUGGUAUCUUUAGAUUUCAUAAAGAUGGAUGCUUCAGAGGAAGAGAAUGGAGUUGGUAGCGGUUGGACGGAUCACGAAACUCUUUUGCUUCUCGAGGCUCUAGAGAUGUACGGAGACAAUUGGAAUGAAAUAGCUGAGCAUGUGGGGACAAAGUCAAAAUCACAAUGCAUUUUGCAGUUUAUACGGCUUCCUGUUGAGGAUCCCUUCUUAGAGGACAUGGAAACCCCUGGAACGUCUUUGAGUGUACCAGAUCCACCUCCUAACUUAAAAGUAGAUAGCACGGUACAAGAUGCACAGACCGGAGAGGGAAAAGCCAAUGCUCAUGCACCUAGUACUGAAGCUGGUUCAGAGAUUUCAGGGGAUCUACAAGCACCGCCUCCAAGCUUUGUUGCUUUUGCUGAUGCUCCCAACCCGGUCAUGGCCCAGGUAGCCUUUCUUGCAGCCAUGGUUGGGCCACGAGUGGCUGCAGCAGCUGCACAGGCUGCACUAGCUACGUUGACGCAAAAGGAUCCUGGGCCCCGACUUGCGGCCAACACCUCAACUAUCCUGGAUGAUCCUGGGGUUCAUCAACCUGUCUCUGUGCAACUGCCUGACAGGUUAGUGUCAGCAGAUACUGAAGUGCAAAAUAAUAGUGAUGCAAUUCAAUUGAGCACUGCUGAAACUGGCUCUGUUGGUGGAACCUUGGUCUCCAGAGCCGAACCUGGUGGCCCAGUUCUUCCAAAGGUCGAACUAAAUGUGAAGUUAAAUAUUUCUGAGGAGGCCAUAAGCAGUUCCCAUGUGAAUCGGGCUGCGGCAAAUGCAAUGGCUGCUGCUGCUAUUAAAGCCAAACUUUUGGCUGAUCAAGAGGAACGUGAAAUGCAGCGUUUAGUCACCAUCGUUAUUGAGCACCAGCUGAAGAAGUUGGAACUGAAGUUGAAGACCUUUACUGAUUUAGAGACGAUGUUAGCAAAAGAAUGUGAAUCAGUGGAGCGCGCUCGACAGAAGAUUUACACGGAGCAUGCACGAAUGGUGGCCAGUCGGCUUAGUACAAGCUCUAGUCUUACUCCACCCACUCUUGUACCAGGGCAGCAAAAUUCCACUGCUGGUUACACGUUUGGACCUGGCGGACAGGCCACCCCUAUGUAUCCCGCGGGAUCCACGUCCAGCUUUCAAGGAUCCAAUUCCACAGGUUCUUCUCCUUCCCCAAGUUUACAGGGAUUAGCAAGACCAGUGACUGCAGGCGCAAUGUCAACUCAAGGGCAAUUUGUGAGACAAGGAAUGGUGGGAGGAGUCACACCUCCUCAACUAGUGGGGCGAUCAGCAAUGCCCCAAGGAGUUGCACCUCCUUCACAGUCUCUCGGCAGACCUUUGAUGCCCAACCAGACCAUCCAUCCUCAAACCCCUGGAAGACCCCUCACAGCACCUCCGGGAAUGUCGCGACCUGCUCCAGGAGGCACAGGUAGUGGUCCAACAUAGUAGAGUUGGAGGUUCUGUAGAUGGAGGGUCAUGUGUAACUUAAGAAGGAUAGAUAAAUUGCAGACUUUACUCUACGAGAUACCUUCACCAGUUGUAAAGCUGUAAUAGUCUCCGCAAAUACCUAGUAGAGACUACUUUAUGGACAGAAAGUUGAAAGAUCGGUGCAUUUUGACUGUGCUCGGAAGACAGCAAGUGAUUACUGGGGACAAGACUUGAUGUAUGCUCGCGUUCACCUUAAUGAUAUCGCUUCUUGCAUAGUUGAGAGAUUA